AUGUGUUCAAUAGAAGUUAGCAUACCGAUAACCGGAAACGGAAACUCAACGUUUGCCGCGGCUCAAAUGUGUGAGAUAUCGCGGAGUUUGCUGCCACCGGACAAAGCUUGUUCAAUUUACCCCGGAGUUCCGGUACUGGUUGCAUUUAACGAUGGGAAGCAGUAUGUCUGUAGUUUGUUCGAACCCCAAGGUGCCAGGUAUCGGAGACAAGAUUCCGUUUGUUGGGUUGAUGAAGGUGUUGAGCUGCGAGGAGCCGAGAGACGAACUGGAGAUGAUUCCAGCAGUAUUCCUAUCGUUGAGCGUUUGACCAUCAUUCAGGAGCCUUUGUGUUACUUCCAGAAAAUUCACGUGGAUGUGAGUUUGGAUUGCUCAGCUUUGGAUCUUGAAUUGAUAGAGGACAAGCUAUUUUUGAACGAAGUUAUUAAAGAUCUUUUAAGACCAUUAUUUUUCGGGGAAGAUUGUCUUAUAACUGUCGAGGAGCAUAACGGGUCUAAUUUUGGAGUUUAUACCGUUCUGAUAAAUGCAGUUGAAGGUUCUUCUCCAUACGGACAAAUCAGCAGGUCAACCGAGCUGAUCAUCGAAAAGAUUAUAUUUUUGAAUUCAAAAGCUUUGAUCGUCAAGGAGUUGGGAGGACUUUCGGAGUUUCAAGAAGAUCUUAAAAAAAGUUUCAACUCAAAGUUGCACAAUAAUAUUCUGAUUGCGGGACCACCUGGCUCUGGUAAAUUUUCCUUGGUUCGAGGGGUUGCCCGAGAACAGAAUAGACCCCUUUUUGUGGUUCGAGGAUUAGAGUUUCUGAAAUCCCUACCCGGAGAAACGGAAGCUGACAUAAGGAAAUUGUUCACGAGGGUGGACAGAUUCAAUAAACUGUUCUGUUCUGAGGACAAUAAACCCAUCUUACUGGUCAAGGAUGUGGAUUCGUUGUGUCCAAAAUUGGACAGCCAAAAAAGAGAAGAUAUGUCAAAUAUCGCAAGGAUUUCUUCUCAGUUUACGGAUUUGCUUGAUCAGUAUCAUCAAACGAAGGCGUUUUGGGUUGUUGGAACAACUUCAAAUAUAGAAAAUUUGAAUAUCAAAAUCCGUCGACCAGGUCGAUUGGGAAAUGAAAUCCUCAUAAGAAUUCCUGGAGAAAACCAGAGAAGAGAAAUUCUACUAUCCAUCCUUCGUCAGAGCGAAUUUAAAUUAGAUGAUCAAAUGGUGGAACAAAUAAUCGUUCGAACACCUGGUUACGUUGGGGCUGAUCUUGAACUAUUGGCACACACAAUUCAACGAGAAAUAGCUGCAAAUCCAUCGCAAUCCCAGGAGCAAUCGUUGAUGGAAUCAUUGAAAAAAAAUCGACCAUCAUCGCUGAGAAAUUCGGUAGGAAUCAUCAACGACCUGAGGGAAACACUCGAUUCGAUUGGAGCUAUGGAAUCGCUCAAGAAAACUCUCCGAGUAUCGGUGCUUGGCCCUCUGCAGCAUCCAGAAGCAUUCCGUCGUUUCGGAAUGGCUCCCCUAAAAGGCAUUUUAUUGUACGGUCCACCAGGUUGCGCCAAAACUACGAUAGCGCGUUGCCUUGCCGCCGAAGCCCGAAUGACAUUCCUUUCGGUGUCAGCAGCUGAAAUUUAUUCCCCUUACGUUGGAAACGCCGAAAGACUCAUCUCUCGACUUUUUAAUCAAGCGCGUCUCAGUGCUCCUUCGAUAAUCUUCCUAGAUGAAAUCGAUUCCCUGGUAGGAAAUCGUUCUAGCCAAGGAACACAAGGAAAUGAUGUUCACACCCGAGUCCUUUCAACGUUGCUGAUCGAAAUGGAUGGAAUCGGUCAAACCUUACAAUCGACUAUUACCUCGUCGGUGGACUCCAAACAAAUCCUGCUGAUAGCUGCCACAAAUCGACCGGAUAUGAUCGAUGACGCACUGUUAAGACCAGGAAGGUUAUCGAAAUUGAUCCACAUUCCUGCACCGGAUCCGCAGUCGAGAGAACAGAUACUGAAAAAAGUCACCGAACGGAUGCCCCUGGCAGAAGAUGUUCAGUUGGAUAAACUAGCUGCCUUGACAAACCGUUACUCAGGUGCAGAUUUGAAGAAUUUGUGUGGACAGGCUGCGCUGCAUGCCGCUUCGCUGGACGAAAACGUGCAGCAGGUGUCGAUGGCUCACUUCCAGCAUGCACUCACUGAAAGUGGACCAUCGCUGACCAGCGAGCAAAUUCGGUGGUACGAAGAGUUUGAGUCGAAACAUAAGAUCGCUCGGUGA
Messenger RNA from Uranotaenia lowii, 2223 nucleotides. RefSeq names its product ribosome biogenesis protein SPATA5L1. NCBI's taxonomy places the organism in Eukaryota, Metazoa, Arthropoda, Insecta, Diptera, Culicidae. The record is from RefSeq and is a predicted model, not a curated record. The transcript has 2 exons. The coding region runs from base 1 to 2223 and encodes 740 amino acids. Gene Ontology annotation, molecular function: ATP binding; ATP hydrolysis activity.